This is a messenger RNA of Aspergillus bombycis, 4143 nucleotides long. Its product is annotated as putative plasma membrane phosphate transporter Pho87. Lineage: Eukaryota; Fungi; Ascomycota; Eurotiomycetes; Eurotiales; Aspergillaceae. The record is from RefSeq and is a predicted model, not a curated record. Gene Ontology annotation, molecular function: phosphate transmembrane transporter activity. Gene Ontology annotation, cellular component: membrane. The transcript is spliced from 8 exons. Bases 1 to 4143 code for a protein of 1380 amino acids. Gene Ontology annotation, biological process: phosphate ion transport; monoatomic anion transmembrane transport; polyphosphate metabolic process.
AUGCCGCCCCGUCUCAACCUUUUCAACGCGAGGACCGCGGUCCCGGUCUUUCGCCAGACCUCUGUCAACGUUUCCCGACCCAGCAUCGCUACUACUAUCAAUAGCAACCGAUCCACCCGCCAUGGCCUGAGAACUGGCCUGUCGUCCUCGACACGAAUGCAGAAGAGAUGGAACUCCUCAGCGUCGGGGGGAGACAACUCGGAGCGGCCAAAGGCUCCCACGGAGGACCCGUUGCCUCACGUUAGCGAGGAGGCCGCGGAGAUAAGCAAGAUCAUGGACAAGAAAUGCGACGGCACUCCCGCCAGUCCAGAGUUAGAGCAAGGAACGCCUAUUUCAGAGAUCCUCCAACGGGACAAAGAAGCCCAGAAACACAUGCCAAAGGUCAUGCAAGACCAGAUCAAAUCAUCGACUGGUACUCGCUCAUUUUCGACAUCCACUCGCCGGAGCCAGGCAGAACUACAUGGCCAAGGAAAGAGCUUCGAUGAGCAAACUGCUGCAGUGAUGGCCAGCAUGAUUUCGCAGGUCAACCAGCAAGCUGAGGAAUUUCAUGACGGUAUCAAGUUUGACCCCGUUGAGACCCUUCCCAAGACAGAGAAUUUCCGCACAAGAUAUGACUCGCUGCUCGAACAAUUUACCAAACUCUUAAUGACAGACGGCAAGUUGAGUAGGGCCCAGAAGGAUAUGGCGUUCAUUCUGGACCACCUUCGCACUGCCUCUCCGCCUCAGCCCAACCCCAAGCGGCCUCUGCUUCCUGGACCUCCGGCCCCGCAGCUUCCUCUAAACCCUGUCCUCUAUCUCACCUUGAUUGUCGACUCCGUUGCUCCUCUGAUCAAGAUUCGUCAGCAGAAAGGUAUCGCCGGUGGUGGUGCGUCGGUGCAGAUUCCGGUUCCGCUCGCACUGAGACAACGCCGCAGGACAGCGAUUAAAUGGAUUAUCGAUGGCUCUGAUAAACGACGUGACAGCAAGUUCGCUCAGCGAGUAGCCAACGAGCUUGUUGCGGUUGCAGAGGGCCGCAGUGGUGUGUGGGACAAGAGAGAGCAGCAGCACAAGCUCGGUAUCGCAGGCCGGUCGAAUCUCGGCAUGGUCGGUGGUCGUCGUGUGCCACCGAACACCUCAAACGGCCUAACACCCGCACAACAUUGGACAACGAAUCCCAUCCCCUCCCCUUGCUCGGUUCUUCUUUUUCUGUCCACCGUGUCGUCGCAUGCUGGUGGGCCGAAAGUGGCACGCAUCGCUUCUGCGACCAGUGCCUCACCCGACGAUAUCGACGUGACCAGUCGCCCCCGCUUAUCUGGCCAGGAUAUCGAGCUCGUGGAGUAUCCUGUCCCACCCUCCACCUCAACCAGGGCCUGGCAGCCACACACUGGAUCUCAGGGAUUCGAUCCUCGACCGAUCGGUCAUCGCCAAUUACUUGAUCGUACUUCUCAAACGGGAACGCUCGGGCAUUCGGAUCCAAAUUCCCGCCAAACUCGUCAGCACGCCCAGUGGGACAAGCCAUUUCGCCUCAAGUAUUGGGUAGAGGCAAUUCAUCGUCGCUCACGGUUUCCGGAGCCCCAGUCCAAGAUGAAGUUUUCCCAUAGUAUCCAAUUCAAUGCGGUUCCCGAAUGGAGCUCGUACUAUCUUGCGUACAGCAACCUCAAGAAAUUGAUCUACUCUCUGGAACAACAAGUCCGCAAAGCCGGUGGGCAAGCUCAAGCUGAUGUCGAGUCGGCUCCUUUGCUAGAUAGUACCCCGAAUACCGACGCGAUAUUUCGGAAAGCUCUAGACGCAGAGCUAGAGAAAAUAUGCACCUUCUACCGGGACAAAGAGCUAGAGAUCCUCAAGGAGGUUGAAGAGGUAAUUAGAGAUGCGGACGAGUAUGCUUCGGAGGCCGAUGGGAUUAAUGUGGACCCGAUGAGCGAGCAUAUGACCAAGACAAGGACGAUGAGUUCCGGCUCUCGGCGGCGUUCUGGAAAUGCGUAUCAUGAUUUCCCACUAAAUCAAGAUCGGCGCCGUAGCAGUGUUACCGACUCCGUCGUGGAUGAUGAUGACGACGCCGAUAGUGACGACGAACAUCUGUCGGUACAGAAUGGGAGGCGUCUAUCUCACGGCGCCGGGUCUACUAAUCCUGAUGAUGGUCGAACAGAUUACAUGGGCGAAUCUGGCUAUAUGGGGGAUUCGAGGGCCGGGAGAUCGAAUAGAGCUCAGGUUGAGCACUUCGGUGAUCCAAAGGUCUUAGACCUGUACAAUUCUGGGCUUUCUUUGAAGAAACGGGCAGUAGAUGCAUACGUCUCUCUUUGUGGGCUGAAGUCGUACAUUCAGCUGAAUAAAACCGGGUUCUCAAAGGCUCUGAAGAAGUACGAUAAGACCCUCGACCGCAGCUUGCGACGGGAGUACAUGAACUCAACCGUCUCCUUGGCUUAUCCAUUCGCUGAGUCGACCAUGUCAAAGGUGGAAGCAGACAUCCACAAGAUCGAAAUGGCCUACGCGGAUGUCAUCACGACCGGUGACUUGUCGCUCGCAAGGCGUGAGCUUCGGUUACACUUGAGGGAGCAUGUAGUCUGGGAGAGAAACACAGUCUGGAGGGAAAUGAUUGGUAUUGAAAGGAAAGCCCAAGCUGCAAACGUUGGUAUACGUAGAACAAUCCUGGGGGGAGACGAAGACCCCGCAGCUGCACGACGACAAGGCGACGAGCAGGAAAUUUCUCUUACAGAGUUUAGGACGCCUCUGGGCAUCUUUCAUCCUCCACAGUGGUUAUGCAGCUUGAGUUUUGGAACUCUGGUUCUUGUCCUGGCUGUGUUUGUGACAUUACUCACAGUUCCGAUAAUGGACAAGCCUGAGCAGCAAAACUGUUUGGCCAUGCUUAUUUUCGUCAGCUUGUUAUGGGCCACAGAGGUUAUUCCUCUCUUUGUGACCUCUCUGCUGAUCCCUUUUCUUGUUGUCUUGCUACGCAUCAUGAAAUCGGAAGAGAAGCCCUACAAACGCCUGGGACCUAAAGAAGCCACCAGUGCUGCAUUCAGUGCUAUGUGGACCCCAGUGAUAAUGCUCUUGCUUGGCGGAUUCACCAUCGCCGCAGCCUUAUCCAAAUAUGACAUUGCUCGUCGCAUGGCAAUGUUCGUUUUGAGCAAAGCUGGAUCCAGCCCCCGUGUGGUCCUUCUCACGAAUAUGUUCGUGAGUAUGUUUUUGAGCAUGUGGAUUAGCAACGUGGCUUCGCCCGUCCUCUGCUAUUCCAUCAUCCAGCCUCUGCUUCGGAACCUUCCUCCAGAUUCGAACUUCGCCAAAGCUCUCGUGUUGGGAAUUGCACUGGCUGCGAAUGUCGGGGGUGCUGCCUCCCCGAUCGCCUCACCACAAAAUAUCAUUGCGCUUCAGAACAUGCACCCGAGCAUCAGCUGGGGCACGUGGUUCUUUGUAUCACUCCCUGUCUGUAUUAUCUCCAUCCUGCUGAUAUGGGCCCUUUUGGUAUUCACAUUCCAUCCUGGUCGUGACACCACACUUGUCCCAAUUCGACCGGUUAAAGAUAAGUUUUCUGGGGUUCAAUGGUUCAUCAGCAUUGUGACUCUGUCUACCAUCGCCCUAUGGUGCGGCAGCCAUCAACUUGAGCAUGUCUUCGGGGAUAUGGGCGUAAUAGCUAUUAUCCCGAUGGUCCUUUUCUUCGGAACCGGCAUUCUCAACAAGGAAGAUUUCAACAACUUUCUUUGGACCAUUAUCAUCCUGGCCGCCGGUGGCCUUUGUCUUGGAAAGGCUGUUACGUCUUCCGGUUUGUUACACACUCUCGCGAAUGGCAUUACCGCCCGUGUGGAACAUCUAAGCCUCUAUGGCGUCCUGAUUGUGUUCUCCGUCCUGAUUCUUGUUAUGGCCACAUUCAUCUCCCACACUGUUGCGGCACUUAUCAUUCUGCCUCUCGUUCGACAGAUCGGUGUCGGUAUGGAGGAUCCACACCCCAAUCUGUUGGUGAUGGCUAGCGCUCUUAUGUGCUCUGUUGCUAUGGCUUUGCCGACCAGUGGUUUCCCUAACAUGACCGCCAUCAUGACCGAGGUUCCCCAAACCGGCCAACGAUACCUCCAAGUCCACCACUUCUUCACCAGGGGUAUCCCUGCCAGUCUGAUGGCAUGGGCCGUCAUUAUCACGAUCGGCUAUGUUCUCAUGUACAUAGCUGGGCUAUGA